AUGCCUGUUCGACACCGGGCGGAUUCCUCGCCCAUCAGAGGCUCAGAGCACCAGGGCGGCCCGCGGGUACUGAUAACGUCGCCGUCUCUACGGUCAGUGGACAAUCGGUUCCGAAGAAGCUCGCUGGGGGCCGUGGAAGCCAUCAAGUCUCGGGCCAGACGAGACACAACUACAAGCAGCGACAUGUCGUCUGAUAUUGAACUAGACCCCGAGGCCAUGAAACGACGGCAGAUAAAGUUCUCAAAACACGAGAACGAGACGUUUGUCCCACGGGAAGAGGACGAAGACGCAGAAAGCGAGAAGUUAGAAGAAGAAGUCGAGAUGGAGGCUGAACUUGCAAAUGGAGGACUAGGAGUGCGCCGGGAUGAUCAUGAUCAUGACGACGACUCGAUUGCCGGGUCCGUUGAGUCUGCUAUAUCUUCGGACUUUGGACAUACAGCUGGCUCAGGCUCGCUGUUGGGCCGGGGUGGACUGGGUGCUUCGUCACCCUUGAUAUUGAACAAGAUACCCAAGUCAGGCGGCAGUGGGAAUGCAGCGCCGUCUGUAUCGGCUACAGCCUCGGGAGCAGCAUCAGCUGCAAAUACCUCGCCGAGAAAGGAUAGGGAUGCAGGGACGAGUACGCCAGCGCUGCCUAGAUUACCGGCUGCACAGGCGAUCACACCACACCCAGAGCCCGUCAGCCUGCUGUCCAACAUGCUGAAUGCGCGCAAAAAGGCGCCAGAGAACCCGAUGGAGAAGUAUGCUGCUCUGUCGGGCAAAGGAUCGUCGGAAACACCGUUGUAUAUCAAGCUGUAUACGCCCGGUGCUGAAGACCCGGAAGAGCCGAUGGACAUGCCCCUGACCAAGGACACCAAGGACGGCGACCACUCGCGGCCCGUCACUGUUGCAGAGGCUAUUGGGCUUGCUCUCUGGCGGUAUACGGACGACAAGAUCCAGCCUGCCAUUGACGCAUCGAAACUGGGGGUGAAUUACUGGAAUCUACGCAUGGUUGAGGAUGGAGAAGUUGACUAUGACUUCCCGCCGUUAGCCAGGAAACGGCCGAUUACAGACUUUACGUCGAAUAACAACCGGGCAGCCGGGUUCAGAGGCCGGUCGAGAAGCAAACCGUACGAUGAGUUUGCGCUGGUGGAGGCCUCGCCUGCGGAGUUUGCUGAGAACGAGGCUGCGUGCCCCGGGGAUAGCAUAGCCGUACCGGAGGCCUCUACACCUACGGCUACACCACCAACGGAAGCAGCAAAUACACAAAGAGGAACAGCUGCCGCACCAGGUCUACCGGCAAACCACAUCAAGGUGGCCAUAGGCGGACGCAUGAACCCGAUCCUGGGCCAGCCAUUCAGCUCUGCGCUCAACGACAGCUCACUGCGGCCAGCCGACCUGCCGGCCAUCCCUACGAUGCAGGCCACGCCUCGCCUGGGCGUAUCAACCCAGCUGAAAGUGCGGUAUGUCGACCUGGAGGCAUCCACACGUACCACAACCCUCAACACCUCCACCGACAGUUACAUCGCCGAGAUCCUGGACUCGGUAUGCAAGAAAUGGCAGCUGGACAAGGGCAACUACCUGCUCAAGAUCAUGAACACCAACACCGUCGCACCGCUGGACCGCACCGUUGAGGCCCUGGGCACAAACACAGACCUCGACCUGAUCCGCCGCCGUUUCGGCGCAGGCCCGUUGUCUCUCAUGGGCUCGCCUGGCAGCUCAUCCCCCAGUGCACCCUUGCUCGUCGACACCAGCACCAACGGGGCCUCGAAGAAGAGCAAGAAGAGCGCCGCCUCACGCAUGCUGCAUCCUCUCUCGCAGAAGCAGGACGUGAUUGUCGGCGGCUACUAUAAACGCUACAAUGUCAUUCGCAAGCAGUCCAUGUCCUUCACCACGUCCAGCCAGCGCGUGUUGGCGUUUGACAACGACUACAUGCACAUCAUGCCGGCGGAGACGGGCAAGACGCUGUUUGAGGCCAACAGCAAGACGACAUCAAUCUCGUUUUGCGAUGUUAUUGGGUCGAAGGUGAGCAGGCGGCAUCCGAAAAGCUUCCGGUUUGUCGUCGUCAGGGGCGCGGAUGCGACGGACCAGAAGAGGUAUGACUUUGAGGCGAGGAAUGCGGUUGAAGCCAUCGAGAUUGUCGAUGAGAUCAAGAAGAACAUGGCCCAUUACCGGCUGUGA
Messenger RNA from Trichophyton benhamiae CBS 112371, 2157 nucleotides. RefSeq lists its product as uncharacterized. Gene Ontology annotation, biological process: TORC2 signaling. Gene Ontology annotation, cellular component: plasma membrane; cytoplasm; TORC2 complex. Lineage: Eukaryota; Fungi; Ascomycota; Eurotiomycetes; Onygenales; Arthrodermataceae. The record is from RefSeq and is a predicted model, not a curated record. The transcript has a single exon. Bases 1 to 2157 code for a protein of 718 amino acids. Gene Ontology annotation, molecular function: phosphatidylinositol-4,5-bisphosphate binding.